AUGAACAGCUCAUCGCCUCUCUCUUCGCCCCUCUCCAGCAUAGGCACCAUAUCAGAACCAUCAUCGCCUUCGCCAGCCGUCGAUUACCCUUCUCCACCAUGUAGUAGUGUACCAGAUACGAGAGUCCCAUCCGAGGCAGGUGAUGCUCCGGAUUGCGAUGGUCCUCCACCGGCCAAACGUCGUAAGAUGACGCAGCCAAAAUCUACAGAACAAAAACCCAGAACAACCGAGUAUCUCGACUUGCGCAACUUUGGGGAAGGGUCGCCAGAACAAAUUGCACAACAAGAUGCGCAAAUGAAGCGUUUGGUAAGGGUUUUGCGAGGCAAGCGGAAGAUUGUGGUCGUGGCCGGUGCUGGUAUUUCGGUCUCCGCUGGAAUACCCGAUUUUCGAUCCUCCACUGGUUUAUUCUCAAGCCUUCGAAGUCAACAUAAAUUAAAGUCGUCUGGAAAGGAGCUAUUCGACGCGUCGGUAUACAAAGAUGAUUCUUCGACAACCUCGUUUCAUUCUAUGGUUCGCGAACUAUCCCAUUUAACGAAAAACGCCGAACCUACCCCCUUUCACCACAUGCUAGCAACGCUUGCAGAAGAAGGCAGAUUAUUGCGACUUUACAGCCAGAAUGUGGAUGGGAUUGAUACCUCAUUGGAGCCCCUUGCCACAACGGUUCCAUUGAACAGUAAAGGGCCCUGGCCCAAGACGAUUCAACUUCACGGUGGCUUGGCCAAGAUGGUCUGCUCAAAAUGUGGUCACUUGGAAGAUUUUGAUGGGGCCCAAUUUGAAGGUCCAGAAGCGCCAGAUUGCGGUAAUUGUGUUGAAAUCGACUCUGUCAGAAUCGCAGCAGGUUCGAGAAGGCACGGAAUUGGCCGGAUGCGACCCAGAAUGGUUCUAUAUAACGAAUACAAUCCAGAUGAAGAGGCAAUUGGUGCAGUCAGCGCAGCGGAUUUGAAGAAAGUGGCCGAUGCAGUAAUCGUUGUCGGUACGAGUCUUAAGAUACCUGGAAUUCGGCGCCUUGUCAAAGAAAUGUGCAGUACAACUCGGGAUCGCAAAAAUGGAUUUACUGCCUGGAUAAACCUCGACGGUGAGCCUGGUGGUCCCGAAUUCAAGGAUUGUUGGGAUAUGAUUGUGCGGGGCGAGUGCGAUGAGGUUGCUCGCCAUGCAGGCUUGCCGAAAUGGGACGACAAAGACCUUGGGCAAUAUCCUUUGAUUCUCAACGAUGCUGCAUGUGCAAAGAAACGUGGAAUUGACAAGGUUCUGGUUACACCUGCUCGCAGUACCGCAGCCGUGGAUGCAUUCCCAACACCAGGAGCCAGUCCAAGGGUGCAAUCGCCGACGCCUACAAACGCUUUCUCGAAGUUGAAGGCAAUCACAAAACCAACGGGAUCAUCAGAAAAGGCAGCUGCAACAAAGUCAACAAAGAGGAAGGCGCCGGCCGAUGCGAAGGUCAAGAAACCAAGGGCACCACCAAAGCCCAAGACCAAUGCAAAAUCGAAGAAGCAAAUUUUACCUGGAGAAAACUUGAAGCUCUCCAUGGCUACUACCAAAUCAUCGGGUACUGGAGAAGUCAAAAAUGUGAAGGGCAAUCCUAGGAAGAAAUUGCCCUCGAAACCGGAAAAAAUGGAACCAGUUAAACUGGAGAAUCCAUUCUCAGUUACACCUACAUCUGCAUUAUUUCCAAAUCUAAAGUCCACCGUGCCCGUCGUAGCAAUACCUUUACCUACUCGUUCAGGAAAUCCUUCCCCUAGAAAGGUCGCACCGCUAUCUACUCGUCGUCAAGAUACUACUCCUUCCAAGAAAGCUACAUCCUCACCUCUAUCUGACACACGUACUAUUCCUGAGACUCCGAGUCCUCCCGGAAGUCCUCAUUUUGAUCGCAACGAAACGAUCACCCCUCCUUCUAAACCUAACAAAAUGGAGCACCUUAUUGAUUAA
Molecule: messenger RNA, 1926 nt
Organism: Botrytis fragariae
Lineage: Eukaryota; Fungi; Ascomycota; Leotiomycetes; Helotiales; Sclerotiniaceae
Product: putative sir2 family histone deacetylase protein
Exons: 2
Coding region: 1-1926 (641 amino acids)
Biological process (GO): negative regulation of transcription by RNA polymerase II; replication-born double-strand break repair via sister chromatid exchange; regulation of DNA repair
Cellular component (GO): mating-type region heterochromatin
Molecular function (GO): NAD+ binding; histone deacetylase activity, NAD-dependent
Source: RefSeq, a predicted model, not a curated record